Messenger RNA from Dalotia coriaria, 1158 nucleotides. RefSeq lists its product as uncharacterized. The record is from RefSeq and is a predicted model, not a curated record. The transcript is spliced from 2 exons. Bases 91 to 1122 code for a protein of 343 amino acids. Lineage: Eukaryota; Metazoa; Arthropoda; Insecta; Coleoptera; Staphylinidae.
CACGUAUUUCAUUUAAAUUGCGCUUAAUUUUUUCUGCCAAACUUGUAUAUAAGCCCGAAUUGUUUCCGUGGUGUGGUAUUAGCUAGCAACAUGUUGCUUGUGCCGAUUGUUGUCAUCUUCUUGGCCUCUUUGGCCAGUGGUACCACCACAACAUGCAGAACAGACUGCGAGAAUGGUAUUUUCAAACCAACCGAAGAAUUGAUGAAGAGUCGUGCUGAAGAUUCCCUUGCGAUCCGUGAUGCCACCUACGAUUUAUCUUGCGUCUUGAAUAAACAACUCGGUGAAUCAUCACUGUGUGACACCGAAAAAACCAACGUGAAGAAAUGCGUCGAAUCCAGAAUGGCUGAAUGCGCCGAAAUGUGCGACGCUGAUAGAGUAAAAUUGGAAAGUUUGUUGAAAGAGAUUGAAGGUGAUAUUGCCAAAUUCAAUUCAACUAAAGGAUGCGGCGAGUUGACUAAAUUCUAUAGUAAUAAUUUCAUCUACAAUUUCUGUGUGUCGAGUUCAUAUGGAUCAUGCAAAGUAGACAAGAAGAAAGAUAGGAAAAAUGAUUCGGAUAGUGAUAAACGUCCUGGAAAGCAUGUUGGUGGUGGUGGAAGGGGAAAGGAUAACAGUCGCAGACGAGAUGAUCGCGAUGAUCACGACCAUGGUUUGGUGAACAUUAAGGUUUUGAGAAUAACUGAUGUGUUGGGACAUAAGCGAAAUGGUAAAAAUGAUAAAUCAAGUGAUAGUAGAAGCAAAGGUAAGGGUGACAGGAAUAAAGAUAAAAGGAGAAGAGAUGAAAGGUCAGCAAGUGAUCAUAAAGAUAAGAAAUUUAAAUCUGAUAAAACAAGUUCAUGCUUCAAGACUUACCACGAAACUAAUUUGGCUAUCGACAUCCAUGUUAACUUCUGCAGGGCUCUCGACUCUCAACUUAUCUAUAACGAAUGCAUCGGUUCUCUAACGUGUACUAGAGCUCCCACAGAUGCAAAGGAAAUUUGCGCUGAUUAUGAUAAACACGUGCAAGCAUUGAUUGAGCUCUUUUCUAAGUAUCAGAGCGACUCAAUUGCUUGUAUUAAAAAGCUUGAAGCAGAGAUUAAUACAUGUGCUCAUGAUGACACUGCACUAUUGAAACUUUGCAAAUAAUAUGAGAAGAUAAUAAAUAAACUAGUUUGAUUUGAA